ACCCGCAGACUGAGCACGCUUCCACCCGCUGCCGUCAACCUCCCAUGGCAUGUCGUAAAACUGAGCUAUCGUUGUUGUGAGAUAAGUAAAGUGUUCUGGCCCCUGAUAUCCAGACUGUGGAGGGUUAGAAAUGAUGAGAUGUGUCAUGAUGGUGCUUGAUGCUUCUGCACUCGAGCCGGUACCCUGUAACAACAUGGAGGACGUCGUGUAGGCUCCAAAGAGCCAGAGGAUGAGGAGAAUCAUCUGAAAAACAAGCUCGGAAAUGGCAACAUACAACACUGAAGGGCAUGCUGUUGUUGUGGAGGUGAGCCCAGACAUCCACAUCUGCGGCUUCUGCAAACAGCAGUACAAUAACUUUGAAGUUUUCCUUGCACACAAGCAACAUGGAUGCACACUACCCACCUGUGAUGCAUCAGGCACAACAGUAACAGCCACCCUCCCAGAUCCCAGCACUGAGUUUGUCUUUGAGGAAACUUACCAGACCUGUGUCAGGAAAGGUGUGAAAAAGAUCCUGACCAAAGCACAGAAAACACCUUCUAAAAAAUUAAAACCUGCCCUGACUUCAAAGAGACACAGCUGCUGUUUCUCAGGUUGCACUUUUAAGACGCAGUAUGGCCAAAAAGACAUGGAGCGGCAUCUCAAAACACACACCGGUGAGAAGCCGUUCGAAUGUGAGCUGUGCCACAAGCGCUUCAGUCGCCGGGACAAGCUCAACAUGCACAGCCGCUCGCACACGGGCGAGAAGCCGCACAAGUGUAAACACUGUCCCUAUGCAGCAGCAGAUAGCAGCAGUUUGAAGAAGCACCUGCGAAUCCACUACGACGAGCGGCCCUUUAAAUGUCAGAUCUGUCCGUACGCCAGCCGCAACUCCAGCCAGCUCACCGUUCAUCUCCGCUCACACACUGGGGAUUCGCCGUUCCAGUGCUCGCAGUGUGACGCAAAGUUCAAGAUCAACUCAGACCUGAAGAGGCACAUCCGGAUCCACUCGGGUGAAAAGCCUUUCAAGUGUGACUUCUGUGAUUACCGCUGCGCCAUGAAAGGCAACCUGAAGUCUCACAUUCAGAUCAAACACAACUCGGGGGACUCCUUCAAAUGCUCGCACUGUGACUUUCAGUGUUCCGGCAAGACCGCUCUGCGGCAGCACACGCGGGAACACCAGCCGGUCCAGCCCAUGCAGUGCUCCAAGUGCUCUUACUCCUGCAUCAGCAAGGGGGCGCUCAAAGUCCACGAGAGGAUCCAUUCGGAGGAGAGGCCUUUUAAAUGUGACUUCUGCGACUUUGCCUCCAAGCAGCGCAGCAACUUAGUCAUCCACAAGAAGAAAUGCCACUCGGAUAAGCCGGAGAAAGGCAGCAGAGGGAAGGGUGGGAAAAGUGGAGGGAAAAGCCAAGGAGGGGAUGCAACAAAACCUGCCAGCUCUAGAUACCGGGCCAAGCUAGAGGCGGCCCGGGCUUUCUGCUGUGACUCCUGUGAUGCUUCUUUUGUGAGGGAGGACUCUCUGCGGAGCCACAAGAAGCAGCACAGAGACACUGAAGGUGUGAUGCACCUGCAGACUUCCACACUAACUGAUGUCAACAUGGUUCCUGUCCCGACGUCACAAUGCAGCUCCCAGCUUCAGGUUCCUCUCCAGUCUGACUCGAUGUCUCCUUACAGCAGCGCACAGCUCAAAAUAAUCGUGUCUCACCCUCUGGGUCAGGAGAACUCUUUAAUCCCAGCAGGCGUGGACGCCCAGACUAAAACAAACAUGGUUCUGCUGAGCCCAGAAAGCCAGGACAUGGUAGUGAACUCCAUGAUCCAACAAGUCAACCUGUUAGCGCCUCUCCAACCCCUCAGCUCCUCGCACACCGCAGAAUCCACCCUCGAGUCCCAGACGGUUCUUCUCACGCAGCUCACCUCUGAGGACGCAAACAACCAGCUCCACCAGGCGCUGCUCCACACCGCCAUCGCCGCUCAGGACUCCAGCGGCGGCUCGCAGGCUUUCAUCACAACCUGCUCAGAACUGGAGGGCCUCAACGCUCUCAUCCAGGAGGGCGGCACGGAGGUGACGGUCGUUACAGAAGGCAACACCGCCAUGGUUAUGAACCCACCGGAUAUGGUGUGUGGCGCUCUGGAGGGGAUGUCUAAACCAGCAGGGAUGGGGAAGCUCCAAGAGAGUGCCUUGCCGUGUGAAGAGAGCGCGCUGCUCGUGCCAAACAUCACUCUGAGCAGCCAGAACGUAGUCAUCCACGGUGUCCCUCUCAUAGUGUCCACGCAGACUCAGCAGAAUGCAAUAGAGCAGCUGUCACCUCACACACUUUACUCUGAUUCACACACGCUGGAAUGAGGAGAGGGUUGGACUUGUUGAUCUAAAUUAAAGACUGUAACUGCAUCAUAAGCUAUUUCUCAGUACUGGUAGUUGCACUUAUCAGUGUCAGCUUUUUUUUUUUUCAACCAUUUUUUUUGUCUUGAAUCAUUGAAGUAAAAAUACUGUAAACUUAAGAAACAUAAUUGUUUCAGUUUAAGACUUUAGAAGAGUUAAUUCACGUCGUAGCACAACUUCUCAGUCCACUAUGUCGUCAUGUUUAGCACUAAAGGACUUGGAAUAUGACGGUUGUUAAUUUGGACAUCAUCUCUAUUUUUUGGUGUAAUUUUCUAGGCAUCGACAUCAAAUCAAAGCCUAUUUUAAUAAGGAUUGAUUGAGUAUAUUGUUCGAAUGAAAUGAGGAUUAUUUUCAGGCAGCAUCUCAGAAUAAAAGUCUGAAAAAUGUUGAAUUGAAUGUCUUGCUAUGGAUGUCUCCCUUUUGUCCACUAGGUGGCAGCAGAGUGAUAGAAUUAAGAGGUAAGUUCACUUCAUAUUUUUGGAGUUCUGAAUACAUGUGGCUUUUUGGAAAUAAAUAUGUUCAUUUUU
Messenger RNA from Notolabrus celidotus (New Zealand spotty), 2883 nucleotides. It is a transcript of the gene zfp64, whose product is annotated as zinc finger protein 64 homolog (mouse). Gene Ontology annotation, cellular component: nucleus. Gene Ontology annotation, biological process: regulation of gene expression. Lineage: Eukaryota; Metazoa; Chordata; Actinopteri; Labriformes; Labridae. The coding region runs from base 263 to 2320 and encodes 685 amino acids. The record is from RefSeq and is a predicted model, not a curated record. The transcript is spliced from 6 exons.